Molecule: messenger RNA, 888 nt
Organism: Penaeus monodon (black tiger shrimp)
Lineage: Eukaryota; Metazoa; Arthropoda; Malacostraca; Decapoda; Penaeidae
Product: glycine-rich cell wall structural protein-like
Exons: 2
Coding region: 9-650 (213 amino acids)
Source: RefSeq, a predicted model, not a curated record
CAGACAGGAUGAGGCGUGUUCCGGUCUGCUCCCUCCUGGCGCUGGCACUCCUCGUCGGCUGCUCGUCCGCCACCUACGGGAACGGCGGAGCUAGCGGCGGAGGCGGGUUCGCAGGUGGUGGAUGCUCCGGCGGUGAUUGCGGAGGCUCAGGAGGCUAUGACGGAGGAUCGGUCGGAGGAGGUGGAUGCGCCGGAGGUGGGUGUGGAGGAUCGUCUGGUGGAUACUCUGGUGGAUCAGCAGGAGGAAUAGGUGGUGGAUUCGGUGGCGGCGAUUCUUCUAGUGGAAUUGGAGGUGCAUUUGGAGGAGGUGGAGCUGGGGGGGGAUUCGGUGGAGGAGGAUCCUCUGGUGGAUAUUCCGGAGGAUCUUCUGGUGGAGUUGGAGGUGGAUUCGGUGGAGGAGGAUCCUCUGGUGGAUAUUCCGGUGGAUCAUCGGGUGGAAUUGGAGGAGGAUUCGGUGGAGGAGGAUCUUCUGGUGGAGUUGGAGGUGGAUUCGGUGGAGGAGGAUCCUCUGGUGGAUAUUCCGGUGGAUCAUCUGGUGGAAUUGGAGGUGGAUUUGGAGGAGGUGGAGGCUCCUCCGGUGGAAUCGGCGGUGGGCAUGGAGGGGGGACCGGCGGUUCCCUUGGCGGGUACCUUCCACCUUCAAGGAGGUAAUCCUCCUGAAAGCCUUCUCGUCCACCUGAAGAGAAGUACUGGUCAUGUGGUAAAGUCGCUAACUUCUGUAAGUUUAUUUGAUAUGUUUCGUGUCAUUCAUCAGAGAGAGCAAUGCUCAAAUAUUUGUUUGAUAAAGUAAGUACGACUUGUCCCAUUUAUCAAAAGGUACUGUAUAAAAUAAAUCCGUUGUGUAUUCCCUGAUAUGGCAAAAAUAAAUAAAUAUAUUAUAUAAAAGCGA